This is a messenger RNA of Alnus glutinosa, 3792 nucleotides long. RefSeq lists its product as uncharacterized. The transcript is spliced from 3 exons. The record is from RefSeq and is a predicted model, not a curated record. Lineage: Eukaryota; Viridiplantae; Streptophyta; Magnoliopsida; Fagales; Betulaceae. The coding region runs from base 534 to 3707 and encodes 1057 amino acids. Gene Ontology annotation, molecular function: ADP binding.
UUCUGUUGACUAGUGUGAGACGCCUUUUCUGUUUCCAAGUCUGCUGCCAUUCGAUUUUAAUCAAAUAGACAAAGAAAAUGAUUUUCAAAGCUGCAGUUUUUCCAUUUACACAGCUUUCUGAGUUUCCCUCCAGGCCUUCAAGAUUAAGAGCUCAAUGAUCUCCUUAUGGAUGGUUUGAUUGCUUAUAUGAAUGGAUUUUAAAGAACUGCGUUUUGAUUUUUAAUGGAUGGUUGUGGAUAUCGAUAGUUUUAAAGCAUUUUGAAGACUUGCGUUUGAUUGUUGUGGGUUCUGUUCUGGAGAUUUAUGGUUGUUGAUGGGUGGUGAUCUUUGCAAAAUGGGAUAAUUGAUUGGAGAUUUCAAGUUUCUGGGUGAGUACAUGUCUUCUCAAUUUUGGUAGAGCAUUGCAAUCCACAACUAAUCAUCAUGUCAUAUAUGUUUCACAUUGGAUCAAUUAGUGUGGCCAUCAAGGUUUCUUGGGAUCACUUUGAUCAUUGUUUUGAGAACAUUUAUUUGAUUAGUGAAAAUAUGGAAAAAUGGGUAGCAUUUUGGUUCUUAUAGCAAUGGAUACUUUACAAGUUGUUUCUUCAGCAACACAAAUAGUGUCAAGUAUGGUAGGGGCAGUUGUUGCACUAGAACAAGCCUCUAGGGAUCUUGAUGAAGCUCCAAAGAGAAUCAAAAGCCUAGAGGAGUUUGUGUCUGGUCUCGAGAAAUUGAUACGCGGAGUCAAGCAAAAGCAUGUCUACAAGCUUCAUAACCCUCAAUUUGAUUAUCAAAUUCAAAGCUUAAAUGCCCUGGUAGAACGGCUUCAUCCAAAGAUCAUGAAGGCAAGAAGGAUUGUGUCAAGGAGUAAGUUUAAGAACUUCGCUAAGAUAGUAUGGAGUUCUAUGGCUGGGGACCCUCUCGGGAAACUAGUAAAUAAUAUCAGGGGUGACUUAAACUGGUGGCUGGAAUCCCAAAGAUUUGUGCAAAAUGUUGAGAAUGUAAUAGAAUCCACUGCACAAGACAUUCCAGCUCGAUUAAAGAUAACUACUGAACAAGGGCACCCUAUAUCUAGUAAAUGUAACUUCAUAAGGAAUUUACUAGAACAAGAGGGUUCGCAACGGGUCAUUCUUAUUGUCGGAUUAUCUGGUAUUGGAAAAUCAUGUAUGGCUCGUCAUGUGGCUUCUGAUCCGCCUGCUAAAUUUGUGGGUGGAGCAGUUGAACUUGGCUUUGGGCAAUGGUGUAGUAGAGCUGCCUGUGAUGGAAACAAGGAUGAAUACCAGAAGCGUUUAGCAAGAAAAAUUUGUAAAUUUCUGGUGCAGAUUGGAUUUUGGAAGAAGAUUAAGGAUGAGAACACUGGGGAUCUUGAAUAUAUAUGUUGCUUGCUUCAAGAAGCCUUGUACGGGAAAAGCAUUUUGAUCCUUCUUGAUGAUGUGUGGGAGCAGGACAUAGUUAUGCGAUUUGCAAAGCUGUAUGAUAAUGAUUGCAAAUACUUGGUAACAACGAGAAAUGAAGCUGUCUACGAAAUUACAGAAGCUGAGAAAAUAGAGUUAGGCAAAGAUGACAUAAAGGAAAUAAGCAAGGGGAUCCUUGUGUACUACAGCCUCCUUAGUGAGGAGGAGUUGCCGAGUGUAGCAGAGAGCUUGCUUGAGCGUUGUGGCCACCACCCUCUUACUGUUGCUGUCAUGGGAAAGGCUCUCAGGAAAGAAAUCAGAGCUGAGAAAUGGGAGAAAGCUAUCAGAAAUUUAUCCAUCUUUGCCAAAUGUGCACCUGGUCCUGUCUCAUAUGUAAAUGAGAAAGAAACUGAGAACACACUAACCAUUUUCGGGUCAUUUGAGUUCAGUCUAGAAGCAAUGACUGCAGACUCUAGAAAGCUCUUCACAGCUCUUGCUGCUCUUUCAUGGGCAGAACAUAUACCUGAAGCUUGUUUGGAGGCCAUUUGGUCAGUUCUUGGACAGGAGAGCUUGUUCCCUCUCAUAGUCAGCAAGCUUGUUGAGGGCUCCUUGCUGAUCAAAACUGAUACAGAUCCAUUGUAUCAAGUACAUGACAUGGUUUCGCUGUACCUUGACAGCAAGAAAAAUGAUUCAGUUUUGCUUCUAAUAAAUGAUUCUGGAGAUGAAGAAACAUCAUUUAUUUGCCCUUGGCUUCUAAUUUUCGGGAACGAGAGUGUCAAAAGAAUUGCUGAGAAAAAGAUAGAGAUAUUCCUGAGUGUUGUAGAAGAAAAGCAAGCAGUUAUCACCUUAGAAGCAAUUAUCCAGGCUCUAAUGGCAAGCGAAACCAUAUCUGAGUUUGAAACUAGCAGAGCAAGCUUUGGUAGCAUAUUGGGACCUAGAAUCGAAGGCCUGAUAUCGUCUGGUUCACAGAGUCUGGUUGCAGUGUCUGCAGAAGCCAUCACGAAUAUAUUCAAUGGAAGUGAUUAUUGCAAUUACUUUCCAGCACUUGAAAGUACUGGUGCUGUUGAUAAGCUAGCAAUUAUACUCGAAAACUGUGAGGAACCCAUGAUCCAAACUAAUGUUUCAACUGUCCUUGCAAAGCUCGCAGAAUUUGGAAGUGCGGAAACAGUUGACAAGGUUCUUCACUGUAUCCCCUUUAACCAACUGGCUGAUUUGCUCUCUCCUGAUGCUGAGGAAUGGCAUGAGAGCAUGUUUACAAUAUUGAUGUCGUUGUCCAAAUCUGGAAAGUCAAAAGCAAUUGAGAGAAUGAUUGCUUGUGGAAUCGAGAAAACUCUUAUCAAACUUCUUGAGAAUGGAACUGAAGUAGCACAACAUCGUGCUAUUGUCACAUUAAAGGCAUUUUAUGAGCUAGGAGGCCGUCAAAUGAAUGAGUCUCUUCAACCUGCUAAUCUAAAUCUUUUGCCAUGGGAAGUGAGGCUUCGUUUGGAAAGAUUCAUUAUAUCAGAUCAGAAUGUUCCCCUUUCACCAAGGCCGCAAACUUUUGAAGAUCUCAUCGACAGGGUACUUGACAGCAAUUACAAGCAGGUAUUAGAAGCUAUGCAAGACCUCAUACCAAUCAUUGAAAAAGCUGGGGAGCCACAAAUCAGAGACAUGAUUUUAAACAGCCCCCUCAUUAGAAGACUCUUGGAACUUUUGCAGUGUGGAAACUCUCAACAAAAGUCAAUGAAAUCUGAAUCUGCCUUUUUAUUAAUGAAGCUAGCUUUCUCUGGUGGAGAAUCCUGCAUUAAGAAAUAUCUAGAGUAUGAUAUUAUUUCUGAGCUAGUCAAGAUGAUGCAGUGCACCAUUACAGAGUUGCAGGAUGCAGCCUAUACAGCAGUACACCAGAUGCUGUAUGGCAGUGGCGGGGUCCUGGUUUUAAACCAUAUCUUUCAAAUGGGUCUCAUAGAGAAGCUGGUUCAUUCCAUUGACAGCAAAUCAAUGAAAACCCAGGAAGUGAAUGUUCACUGUCUUUUGGAUAUUGUCGAAUUGGGAAACAAAGCCUGCUUGGAACGGAUGUUUUCUUUGCAAGUGGUGGAGAAGCUGGCGAAGUUAGAAAGAGUGAGUGGAGGCUCAGGUGAAACUGUGGUUGGAUUUCUCAAGGGAAUGGAUAAAUGUAAAUAUCUUUCAACGGGAGAGCGAAAGGUUAUGAAGCAACAAGUAGUUAGAAAAGUAAGGGCUGCCAUGAAAGGCCAUAAAUUUGAAGCCCGGAUUUUAGCAGCUGUAGAUGCUUGUGUGUCUGAAGGAUCAAUGAAAGGAGCCACUAGUAGUGGCAGUAGUAGAAACAGAAAGCUGUAGCUCGGGUUCUUUAGCAUAGUAUAUGUUAGAAUAUUUUCAUUAUUAUGAUUUAUUUAGUUUCUUUGAAGGUUUAUUCCCUUAUUUA